CUGUUUGCCGAGAGAAGAACAAGACCUUUCUGAAGAAGACCUGACAAAUAAGCAGGUGCUAGCCGGCCACCAGUCGUUGUAUGCACAAGUGGUCACCUGGUUCUGUCGCUGUGGUCUCCUUCCACAGGGUUUAGAUGCGGGUCAGCGUUCGUCUAGACCUUUUUACAAUUACCCUCUGCUUCAGAGAUGCUGCACAGCUCAGCGACAGAGGCUGACGCGUUUGUCCAGAGGAAAAUGGGAUUUGGCUGGCCUGAUGAUUGACAGGAUGGUUUCGGACUUGGGAGAGCGAGUGCAGAAUCUGUGGUGCACAGACAAACAAAAAACUGGGAAAUAUCCCCCUCCCAGUUUACAGGCCCUGCUGCAACUCUACCUGCUAGACGGCAUUGAAGAAAUCGACAAGCACAAAAUUACAAUGUACUUGCUGCUGGAUAUCGGGUGGGCCGUGCCAGAUAACAGGGAAAGACUACUGCACUCCUUCUGCGCAGCCUUUGCUAUCCCGAAGGGGUUCGUUCAGCUCGUUCAAGGGUUUUGGCUGCUGGAUCACAAUGAUUAUGAAAAUUCGCUGGUCCUGCUCUGUCACCCAGCUACAGCCAGAAGCGCGUCGUGGCUGCGUCAGAGGGCUAUUCAGUCCCUCAUGUGCCAAGGACAGCACAGGAGAGCCCUCACGUACAUACGUAUGACGAGGCCAUUGAUCACCAGCUCCAGAGAAGCGCAGCUUUACCUCUCUGUGUUCUUGUCCAACAGGUGCAUGGCAGAUGCGUGGAACCUGUUGCAGCAACGCUCCUCAGAUGACAAUAGAGAAGAGCUGCUGCUGCACAUGUUUAAAACCUGUUUGGAGAUGGGACUUGUGAAGGGCUUCCUGGAGCUGCCUUUCACAGACACUGAGCUCGAGUGUUUGGAGGAGAUUUUGGAGAGCAGUGAUUUGAUUAAGGACCACGAAUUCUUUCCAGCCAACCAUCCAAAACCAGUCAACAAUACUGCAGCGGUGCGGGUGAAUAAGUCAGCGAAGGUGACUCUUACGGAUUUCUGGAAGAAGCAAAUGCUGAAAGUCUUACCCUUCCCGAGGGUGCCAAGUUGGUGUUCGCAGCUGCUGAAGAGGAAAACGCAGCAAGUCUUACCCUUCCUGAGGGUGGCAAAUUGGUGCUCACAGCUGCUGAAGAAGAAAACGCAGCAAGUCUUCCCCUUCCCGAGGGUGGCAAAUUGGUGCUCACAGCUGCUGAAGAAGAAAACGCAGCAAGUCUUACAAUUCCCGAGGGUGGCAAGCUGGUACUCACAGCUGCUGAAGAAGAAAACGCAGCAAGUCUUACAAUUCCCGCGGGUGGCAAGCUGGUGUUCAAAGCUGCUGAGGCUGCUGCCUGGGAGACUGCAAGGGAAGGGUGAGUUUACAAAACAGAUUGAUCUUUUGGUUCAUACAGCUCGUCAUCGUGGGCUUUCUGUGCUUGCAAAUGAUGACUUGGAGCUGGUAUAUGUUACAAACGCUUUGAGGAAUACAUUACAAAAUCUGCGUCAGAAACAGACCUCACUGAAGGCAGCAUUAUCCCUUCUGCUACUUCCAAAGGGACUGGAGGACAACAGAGGUCGGCAAGACAUCGACCUGCUCCUGCGAAACGAACGGCAGAGCCUCUCAGCAGAGCAGCAGGAAGAUCAAUAUACAGGAACCCACUAUUUACCGAAGAGUUUUUCGUUCGUGACAAAGAGGUGCAUCGCCGUGACCAAGUCCUGCAGUACCUGUCAGCUAGAAGAGCCAAAUUCCAGGCUGUGGAUGAAAAUCCGUUUGAUGAAGAGGAUGAGAAUCCUUUCUUCUCCUGGCGCGAAGAAAUUGAAAGGUCAGUGCAACAGUUGUAGAUGCAAAAUAGGGCAUACUGCCAUUUGUCAGCCACAAAAAGCAGACUGUGAGGAUGGCUUUAAGGACUGUGAAGAAUGUAACAAUGCCAAAUAGAACCUUUGGGAAGAGGCAAUUCCUCUGUUUCCUGCUCUGUAUGUGCCUGCCUGGCCCGUUGUGGUGGAAACUGGCCAGGAGGCUGAUCUGAGUAGAGCAAGGUGAAAUUUCAGCUGAAUUUUUGUCAUGAGCUUCACUGUCGUCAGUUUGGGAAACUGUUGUUUUGGAAUCCACUAAGUGAAGAAUUCCUGAGUAUUGUUUUGCCCUGAACAGAAGGCACAGUGGCCUGCUUUCAGCUGAGUGUGCUAUCUGUUACUUUCAGAACUGGAACUGUUCAGAUGGGACGAUAAUUUGAGACGGAAGGUUUUGUUUUUGUGGAGAGGAAUUGCAGUGCUUUUAGAAACUGCUUUGGCCUAACUCCUUCAUGGAAGAUGAUUUCAUUUGUAUUCUAUGGAGGUUAAAGUCUUGUGCACGAGUAACGUCUUUUGUUGCCUUCACCUAGGAGCUUCCAGCCAUAGUAGAAGAAAACACCGAAGCCAUGCUUCCGAUCCAGGAAUGAGUUUUCCACCAAAGCUGUCAAGACAUUGGGUCU
This is a messenger RNA of Cuculus canorus (common cuckoo), 2471 nucleotides long. RefSeq lists its product as uncharacterized. Bases 254 to 1939 code for a protein of 561 amino acids. NCBI's taxonomy places the organism in Eukaryota, Metazoa, Chordata, Aves, Cuculiformes, Cuculidae. The record is from RefSeq and is a predicted model, not a curated record. The transcript has 10 exons.